GCGCCAGGUCGUAGGACAUUUCACUCUGCUCACAUUGGACUUGAACGACAAGCAACGGCUACUGCCAGGACCAAUUCACCAUGGCUCCUCAAACCUCGUCCAUGACUGUACACUUCGACCAGUAUAACCCCAAUUCUGAGAAGGGCACCGACACCAGAUCUUCUCUCGCCUCGCUUGACUAUUCACCUCUUCCACGACUAACAUGGCGAUCCUUCUUGAUGGGUGUCCUUGUCUCGAUGGGCGGCUUGAUAUUCGGGUACGACACCGGUCAGAUUUCUGGCUUUCUUGAGAUGCCCGAUUUCCUGGAUCGCUUUGGCCAGCGCAAGGCCGACGGUACACCAUAUUUCAGCAAUGUCAGGUCCGGCUUGAUCGUCGCCUUGUUGUCGAUUGGCACCUUAAUUGGCGCCUUGGUCGCUGCUCCAAUUGCUGACCGCAUUGGCCGUCGUUUGUCAAUUUCUUUCUGGUCUCUGGUCGUAGCAGUUGGUUUCAUCAUCCAAAUCGCUGCUUCUACGGCGUGGUAUCAGGUGAUGAUCGGCCGUCUUGUUGCCGGCUUCGGAGUCGGUGCUUUGAGCUUGCUUGUGCCAAUGUAUCAGGCCGAAACUGCUCCCCCGUGGAUUCGAGGAGCUUUGGUGUGUACUUACCAACUGUUCAUCACCCUGGGGAUCUUCUUGGCAGCAUGCUUCAACUACGGAACCUAUACCCACCAACGAUCCAGUUCUGCGUCGUGGCGCAUCGUCAUCGGUCUCGGCUGGAUCUGGACCAUUAUGCUCGGAGUCGGCAUCCUGCUCUUCCCGGAGACGCCACGGUUUGACUAUCGACACGGACGAGUUGAACAAGCAAAACAGACUUUGAUGAAGGUCUAUGGCGCGCCUGCUCACCACUACAGUAUCCACGUGCAGAUGGAAGAGAUCGGGAACAAGCUCCGGGCAGAAGUCCAAACCAAGGGCAAUCCUAUCUCGGAGUUCGUGGUCAUGUGCAGAGCACCACGUAUGGGCUACCGCAUAUGGCUCGGAAUCAUGUUGCAAAUGUUCCAGCAGCUGACCGGCGCCAAUUACUUCUUCUACUACGGCACCACCAUUUUCCAGUCUGUGCAAAUCAGUUCCUUCGUCACGCAGAUGAUCUUGAACGGCAUCAACUUCGGCGUUACCUUCAUUGGUCUGUACCUGGUCGAGCAUUACGGUCGCAGAAAGUCUCUCGUCGCGGGAUCCAUCUGGAUGUUCGUGUGCUUCAUGAUCUUUGCCUCGGUUGGCCACUUUGUUCUGGACCUUAAUGACCCAUCCCGGACCCCUUCGGCGGGAGUGGCUCUGAUUGUCUUCGCAUGUCUUUUCAUCCUCGGCUAUGCAACGUAAGUGUUCUCCUUUUCAGAAGAUAGUGCUGCCCUAGCGCAAGGAUUACGUUCUGCUACUGUCUUUACUGGUACAUUUGGCUAAUAAUCUACAGGACUUGGGGUCCGAUGGUGUGGACGAUCCAAGCCGAAAUUUAUCCCUCAAAGUAUCGAGCCAAGGCCAUGUCAAUUGCCACGGCCAGCAACUGGACCUGGAACUUCCUCAUCGCCUUCUUUACGCCUUUCAUCACUGGGGCCAUCGACUUCAGAUAUGGCUACGUCUUCGCCGCUUGCAACGUAACAGCAGGUCUUCUUGUGUACUUCUUUGUAGUGGAAGGACAAGGUCGGACGUUGGAGGAGAUUGACACCAUGUAUAUUGAACACGUUAACCCGAGAAAGAGUGCCAAAUGGGUUCCACCGUCGGCUGCCGAGAUGGCCAGGAUCCAGAGAGAGGCAGGCACUGGAGAUGUACCCGCGACAGAAAGAGGGGUUUACAGUGGUGAGACAGAGCGCAACGAUCUCGCAGGAGACAACAACAAGCAUGUCCAGCAGGACGAGUAUGCUAGACACAACGUUUGAAGAAAUGUAGUUGUAAGAGUAUGUUAUUGAAUACAUGAGAAGUAUAUCCCUAUACUCAGAAGGAAAAGCU
Molecule: messenger RNA, 1973 nt
Organism: Exophiala xenobiotica
Lineage: Eukaryota; Fungi; Ascomycota; Eurotiomycetes; Chaetothyriales; Herpotrichiellaceae
Exons: 3
Coding region: 81-1349 (422 amino acids)
Biological process (GO): transmembrane transport; carbohydrate transport
Cellular component (GO): plasma membrane
Molecular function (GO): carbohydrate:proton symporter activity
Source: RefSeq, a predicted model, not a curated record